UACACACUCUUUGCUCUCACAAUCAUCAUCAGAACAAGUAGCUUAUUUUCGAAAACAACCAAAGAAUAAGAAGUUGUAAAUGGCAGCUGGUUUAGUAGAUGAAGAACAGGAGAUUCUGGAGUCCUAUAAUUUGGAAACUCAAAAGACUGAGCUAGACGAUGAUGGAAAAAUAACAAGAACUGGGACCGUGUGGACUGCAAGUGCGCAUAUAAUCACAGCCAUAAUUGGUUCUGGAGUUCUUUCACUGGCUUGGGCUGUAGCCCAACUUGGAUGGGUAGCAGGCAUCGGCACACUCUUAAUCUUCGCAGGCAUCACACUUUACACUUCUGCUCUGUUAGCAGAUUGUUAUAGGUACCCUGAUCCUGUCACUGGGAAAAGAAACUACACUUACAUGGAGGUUGUCAAAGCCCACUUAGGAGGAAGAAUGCACAUGUUGUGUGGGCUUGUCCAGUAUGUAACCCUGAGUUUGUUCGCAGUGAGCUACACAAUCACCACUUCAACAAGCAUGGUGGCUAUAGGGAAAUCAAACUGUUUUCACAAGGAAGGUCAUGAAGCCAAAUGCAAGUUCUCCUACAAUCCAUACAUGGUUGGAUUUGGGAUUGCUCAGAUUUUUGUCUCUCAGAUCCCAAAUCUCCACAAACUAUGGUGGCUCUCUAUUUUGGCUGCCACCAUGUCUUUUGGAUAUGCAUCAAUUGGGAUGGGACUGUCAUUAGCAAAAAUUGUCUCAGGAAGCGGGGAAAGAACCACUCUGACUGGGAGAGAAAUUGGAGAAGGCUUAAACGCAGCAGCUAAAGUCUGGACAAUGUUCAGAGCGAUUGGUGACAUCGCUUUUGCUUCUACAUACACUUGCAUUCUAAUUGAAGUACAGGACACGCUAAGGUCAUCACCCCCUGAAAACAAAGUGAUGAAGAAGGCUAACAGUAUAGCUGUGUUAACAUCAACUACUUUCUACUUGUUGUGUGGUUGCCUUGGCUAUGCUGCUUUUGGGAAUGAAGCACCAGGCAACUUGCUCACUGGUUUCGGAUUCUACGAGCCCUUCUGGUUGAUUGACAUGGCCAAUCUCUUCAUUGUGAUCCAUCUCAUUGGAGGCUACCAGGUAGCAUCCCAGCCGGUAUUCAUUGCCUUCGAAUCAUGGGCGAGCAAGAGGUGGCCUAAGUCGAGAUUCGUAACGAGGGAGUACCCGCUGAGAAUUGGCAACAAAGACUUCAAUUUUAGCAUCAACUGUCUGAGGCUAACAUGGAGAACAGCAUAUGUUGUGACGGGCACGGUGGUUGCCAUGGCAUUGCCCUUCUUCAAUGACAUAAUAGCGCUCCUUGGAGCCAUUGCGUAUUGGCCAUUGUCAGUUUAUUUUCCAAUAAAACUGCACAUCAGGCAGAGUAUGGUUAGACAGGGAAGUAUCAAGUGGUUACUCCUCCAGCUUUUGAAUCUGGUCUGCCUUCUUGUUGCCAUAGCUGCGGCAAGUGGUGCCAUUGAGGGUUUGUACAAAGGCCUUAAAACUUACAAGCCCUUCAAGUUCUGAGAAGCAGGCUCUUCAUUGUUGUGGUUCUCAAGAGGAUCAUGGGACGGGAAACGAAUUCGAAGCCGCUCCGGAUUGACUAUGCUAUUUAUGUCUUUAAUAUAACUUCUCUGAAAUAUGUUCAUUGUAGAAACAUUGUCUUCACAGCAUCAGUGUACUUCAUUUCACAGCACA
Tripterygium wilfordii is the source of this 1690-nucleotide messenger RNA. Its product is annotated as amino acid permease 8-like. Lineage: Eukaryota; Viridiplantae; Streptophyta; Magnoliopsida; Celastrales; Celastraceae. Gene Ontology annotation, cellular component: plasma membrane. The transcript is spliced from 7 exons. The record is from RefSeq and is a predicted model, not a curated record. The coding region runs from base 80 to 1519 and encodes 479 amino acids.